UCGGGUGAAACUGAUCUGACAUUUACCCGCAAAACAGGACAUGAAAAUGUUCACAUCGAAAUCAGAUUCGAAGUAGGCGAGCACGGCGACGGUGAUCCUUUCGAUGGACCUGGCGGCACCUUGGCGCACGCGUAUUUUCCCGUGUACGGUGGUGAUGCUCACUUCGACGACGCUGAACGAUGGACCAUCAAAAGCUAUUGCGGUACCAAUCUCUUUCAAGUCGCGGCUCAUGAAUUCGGGCACUCGCUCGGCUUAAGUCACAGCGAUGUCAAGAGUGUCCUAAUGGCACCUUUUUACCGCGGCUACGAUCCACACUUUAUCCUGGAUCAGGACGAUGUCAGCGCGAUUCAGGCUCUAUAUGGAACGAAGAGCACGUCGCGAGGAUCGCGACCUUUGCCGCCUGCCGAAGAAGAUCCUGAACUGUGUAAAGAUCCCAAGGUCGACGCGAUGUUCAACACAAAAGACGGCGAGAUAAUUGCGUUCAAAGGAAAACAUUACUAAAAAUUAACGGACAACGGUGUGGCCAGCGGCUAUCCUAGACGUAUUAGCAGCACGUGGAAGGAGCUUCCGUCAAAUAUAGACGCUGCAUUUACAUACAGGAAUGGCAA
Molecule: messenger RNA, 608 nt
Organism: Temnothorax curvispinosus
Lineage: Eukaryota; Metazoa; Arthropoda; Insecta; Hymenoptera; Formicidae
Product: 50 kDa hatching enzyme-like
Exons: 4
Biological process (GO): proteolysis; collagen catabolic process; extracellular matrix organization
Cellular component (GO): extracellular matrix
Molecular function (GO): zinc ion binding; metalloendopeptidase activity
Source: RefSeq, a predicted model, not a curated record